Messenger RNA from Mycetomoellerius zeteki, 4179 nucleotides. RefSeq names its product actin binding LIM protein Uncoordinated 115a (gene Unc-115a). Bases 606 to 3077 code for a protein of 823 amino acids. The transcript has 16 exons. The record is from RefSeq and is a predicted model, not a curated record. NCBI's taxonomy places the organism in Eukaryota, Metazoa, Arthropoda, Insecta, Hymenoptera, Formicidae. Gene Ontology annotation, molecular function: actin filament binding. Gene Ontology annotation, biological process: lamellipodium assembly; cytoskeleton organization. Gene Ontology annotation, cellular component: actin cytoskeleton.
GCACGUGUAUUGUGAUUGACUGAUUGUAUUACGUUAAAGUUUCUCGCACCGUACGCUUCGAAAUUCAGAUUAGUUCUCGGCGAACUGUCGAUUAAUCGUUUAAAAAUUCCUACGACUUACAAAUUCCGCGUUCGUACCAAAUAUAUUAAAUACGAACUGAAAUUUUUACUUUCUGGAAAAAAAUUGGUUGUAUUAUUAUCGACGCAUUACUCAGCAAACAACGUAAUCGCCUUCGAUUAUCUGGAUAAUCUACCGAGGAUGCUACGUUAUAUGACAUUGGAUUCAUAACGAUAUCAUAUAGAGAAGAAAAUAUUCAGUCUAAACGGACAACGUGUGUGAUAUGUCGAAUUUUUUUAUCAAAAUCUCCAAGUUUGACCAAUCAAGACACAGGUGUUAGUCGACAAUUCACUCACUCACGAGUUAUUUGAGUGAUCUCAACGACGGAUCGGGGAUACGAAUCUGCUCGCGGUUGCUUCGAGUUGCACCUCGACCGGUGACGAACGUACACCGAUCGUCUAAGCGGCUUGACGUUCUUAUCUUAACAUCGCAAGGAAACGGGAAGGAGAGGUGCGUGUCCCUGAAAGUUACGCAACGCGGUAAACACGAUGAAGUCGAAGACGAGCGAGAGCUUGAUAGCAAGUGAAAGCAAGGCGGAGUUCAAGAAAGACGGUGCCGACCAGCACAAGCAAAAACCGUUGAAGAAAGGUAAAACGUUUUGUCAGGCUUGUAAGAAGAAGUGCAGUGGGGAGGUACUGCGGGUGCAGGAUAAAUACUUUCACAUAGGGUGCUUCAAGUGUGCCCAGUGCAAUGCCAGCUUGGCGCAAGGUGGCUUCUUUGCACGUGAGGGUUCCUAUUACUGCACUAAGGACUAUCGGGAACGCUGGGGUACACGUUGUGCUGGUUGCGGGGAGUAUGUUGAGGGUGAUGUGGUGACAGCUGGCGAAAAGCAUGCAUUUCAUCCAAAUUGUUUCCAUUGCCAAAGAUGUCGGCAACCAUUGCUAGGACAGGGAACAAAAGUGUCUCUUGUUCAAGGUCAAGCGCUGUGUCACCGAUGUGUCGGUAUUCCGGUUCGCGAGGCCUCCACGCCGAUUGGCAAUAGCGCCGGUACCAAAGGUGGCGGACACGCUGACCCUGGUGCUUGCGCCGGUUGUGGAAACCAAUUGAGGGAAGGUCAGGCAUUGGUCGCACUCGAUCGUCAAUGGCAUGUCUGGUGUUUUAAGUGUCACAGCUGCGACACUGUGCUCCACGGGGAAUACAUGGGAAAAGAUGGCGUGCCUUACUGCGAGAAGGAUUACCAGAAGCAGUUUGGAGUAAAGUGCGCCUAUUGCAACCGUUACAUUAGCGGCAAGGUCUUGCAGGCCGGCGACAACCAUCAUUUCCAUCCAACCUGUGCGCGCUGCACAAAAUGCGGCGAUCCAUUUGGCGAUGGAGAGGAAAUGUACCUACAGGGUGCCGCCAUAUGGCACCCACGAUGCGGUCCAGGACCAACCGGACCCAAUGGCAUCGUGAACGGACACGGGGACGCUCCCACCCCGCAGCAUCGGGAAUCGGAGCGAAUUUCCAGCAGUGCUUCGGAAAUGCAGUUUUCAUUGCGGUCACGCACGCCAAGCCUGAACGGAUCGCUGUGCAGCCCUUACAGCAGCCUAAGUCGCAAGUAUUAUCCCGCACGAACUGGAAGCCCCGGCCUGAUCCUGCGAGAAUACGGACGACCGGCGGAAGAUGUAUCUAGGAUUUAUACUUACUCGUAUUUGACUGAAACGCCCAGUCAAGGAUAUCUGAGACGUCCGAUACAGCCGUACGAUAAACCCCCCACUAGCCCGCAUUUCCAUAGACCUAGCUCGUCUCGUUCGAUAAGAAGCAGCGGUGGACGCAGCAGCAGAUCGGGAAUGAGAGCUUUGGUCGACGCGUUGAGCGACACUCGACCGAAAUCGCCAGCAAGCCAAGUAGAUAAUGAUGAGCCGAUAGAAUUAGCGCAUUAUCCAGACGCUAUGAAACCACCCCCGGGGGCCCAACCACCAAUCGAGAGAGACGAUUUCCCUGCUCCACCGUAUCCUUACACUGAUCCUGAAAGACGUAGACGAUGGUCCGACACUUAUAAGGGAGUACCUGCAUCUGAUGACGAGGAUGACGUGGAUAACAAAACGUAUAUCAAGGAAGCGGAGCAAAAAUUGAAAAAGGAACAGGACGAAUUGAGCAAGAUCGACACGGGAAUAGCUAAGGUAUUCCUGCAAGAUCGCGAAAAAGAUCGGGAGAAUUUGAGACAUAGAGCUGCGAACGUUGAUCCUAGAAACGCCUCGAGGACACCGUCUGCCGCCAGAGAGCCAACGUAUCGAUUGCGUUAUGAAAGUCCCGUUGGUGCAUCGCCUUCGCGAAAUAUUGAUCAUGCACGGCCUUGGGAGGAUGACGAUGGCUUCAGCUACAGAUCCAGCGGGCCUAGUUACAACGUUGGGAGGUCAUCGGCGCGCUCCCCGGCUCCCAGAAACUAUCCACCCCUUGGUACUCAACGCGCCUUCACUCUUCCAAACGCCACUAGACACUAUCAUUCGGUGAUUGUGAGCUCCCUUCGGCACAUCCCGAAGCCGGGGUACGGUCUGGCACCGCGAAGUCACACCUUCUCCUCGACCGGCGGUUCUGUGUCUGCUCUCCCUGGCGACUAUUCGUUCAGCGGGAUGGGCGACAAGACGCACAGCACUGAUUUCUCGUCUGGCAAGUCGGACAUAUCAACAGGCAGCAUCACGGAUGUGGAUCGACGGGCAUUGAAUGAUGGUGGAAUCCUUCCAUCGUCCACCACGUAUACAGGUGGCCUAGGUUCGGUUGUUGGGGGCCACGGGGGUCAUCACGUAAGAAGAUCGCUGCCGGACAUGGGGGCUGCACCAACCGAACCGCCCAAACUUUAUCCCUAUCAUUUACUUGUUAUCACUAACUACAGGCUGCCAGCUGACGUGGAUCGUUGCAAUCUCGAGCGGCACCUCUCCGAUGCAGAAUUUGAAGCUGUUCUACAGUGCUCUCGAUCGGAAUUCUACAGAUUGCCACAGUGGCGUCGCAAUGAAAUCAAAAGACGUGCCCGUCUCUUCUAAUUCAUGUCAAAUUUUUUGCUUAACACACAUCGCGUCGUGUCGCGAUUGCAUUACUGCGGUACGGACCGUACAUUCCUACUGCGUGGGUAGAUGCAUCGCGGGGAAAAAAAUGUGUUCGACAACCAUUACGAUCAUUCUGCCGAUUGACGUGCGCUCAUCAAAAUAAACGUCCUCUAGACUGGGGCGCACGCAACAUACGCAGACGCAUACGCACACAAACACAAUGUAAUGAUGCGGAAGCACUGCCACUUGUCGUCAAUUUUUUUCUCGCAGCAACGAAUCCACAGGCAGCUUUAUCUAUGACCCGAUUUAUUUAGCGACGUAGUCGUUUUCAGGUUCCAUCUCGGAGCUCUAUCGCGAUUUGUUUUCAUACAUGUUGACGAAUAUCCAAUGAAUAUGAUGGCUGAUAUUAACGUAGGGGAGAAAAUAAUCAAAUAGAAAAAAAGUUACGAUUAAAACUCUUAAUACAAUUUACUAUUGUAAAUAAGAAGUUAAUCAAGAAGUCGAAAAAGCGGCGUGGAGGAGCAGCUAGGAUAUUUCAAAGUACAUAACCGCGUAUUUGCUAAAUCGCAUACAUACAUAUUAAUCUUUGUGGAAGAUUAUGACGCAAGGAAACAAACGCUACUAUGUAGGAUUUAUCAUUAUUAUUAGUUUUUAACUACUAUUAUUAAUAUUAUUAUAUUUUACUAUGUGCAACAUGAAGAGUUAAGAGUAGGUAAGCCCAGCUUGCUGAAUGGUGCGAUUGCACUGGAUUAAUCGAAUGAGUUGCGUGUGAUUUGUCACUUUUUAACUUACUCUACGACAAGGAUUAUUUUAUAAAGUAGUUUACGCGCAAAUACGAUGUCCUUGUGUGAGAAGAUAUCAAGUUGUCUUUAUCUUUUAAUUAUCCUUGAUGUAUUAACUAAAGAAACGCUCUGCGGUGCGGAUUGCGAUAGACUUCUAUAAUUACUCGAUCACUCUACAUUAGAGUAUGAAUAAGAAAAUCAGGACCAAAUUUAUAGUUGUGGUGGAUUUAACAAUAACAGGAAGUAUAUUUUAACCAUAUAUGGAUUUAUUAUCAUAUUCAAUUCAUAGCAAUUUUCUCAAUAUUUUGGAAGUAGCA